AUGCACGGGCACAGCCGCAACGGGCAGGCCCACGUGCCCCGGCGGAAACGCCGCAACCGCUUCGUCAAGAAGAACGGCCAAUGCAACGUCUACUUCGCCAACCUGAGCAACAAGUCGCAGCGCUACAUGGCGGACAUCUUCACCACCUGCGUGGACACACGCUGGCGCUACAUGCUGAUGAUCUUUUCCGCGGCCUUCCUUGUCUCCUGGCUCUUUUUUGGCCUCCUCUUCUGGUGCAUCGCCUUCUUCCACGGUGACCUGGAGGCCGGCCCGGCGGGGGCCGCGGCGGGGGCCCCGGUGGUGGGAGGCGGCGGGGCGGCCCCGGCGGCCCCCAAACCCUGCAUCAUGCACGUGAACGGCUUCCUGGGUGCCUUCCUAUUCUCAGUGGAGACGCAGACGACCAUCGGCUACGGGUUCCGCUGCGUGACGGAGGAGUGCCCGCUGGCAGUCAUCGCCGUGGUGGUCCAGUCCAUCGUGGGCUGCGUCAUCGACUCCUUCAUGAUCGGCACCAUCAUGGCCAAGAUGGCCCGGCCCAAGAAGCGGGCGCAGACGCUGCUGUUCAGCCACCACGCGGUCAUCUCGGUGCGCGACGGCAAGCUCUGCCUGAUGUGGCGCGUGGGCAACCUGCGCAAGAGCCACAUCGUGGAGGCCCACGUGCGGGCCCAGCUCAUCAAGCCCUACAUGACCCAGGAGGGCGAGUACCUGCCGCUGGACCAGCGGGACCUCAACGUGGGCUACGACAUCGGCCUGGACCGCAUCUUCCUGGUGUCGCCCAUCAUCAUCGUCCACGAGAUCGACGAGGACAGCCCGCUGUACGGCAUGGGCAAGGAGGAGCUGGAGUCGGAGGACUUUGAGAUCGUGGUCAUCCUGGAGGGCAUGGUGGAGGCCACUGCCAUGACCACCCAGGCCCGCAGCUCCUACCUGGCCAGCGAGAUCCUAUGGGGCCACCGCUUCGAGCCCGUGGUCUUUGAGGAGAAGAGCCACUACAAGGUGGACUACUCGCGCUUCCACAAGACCUACGAGGUGGCCGGCACGCCCUGCUGCUCCGCCCGGGAGCUGCAGGAGAGCAAGAUCACCGUGCUGCCCGCUCCGCCGCCCCCGCCCAGUGCCUUCUGCUACGAGAACGAGCUGGCCCUCAUGAGCCAGGAGGAAGAGGAGAUGGAGGAGGAGGCCGCGGCCGCUGCCGCCGUGGCCGCGGGCCUGGGCCUGGAGGCAGGCUCCAAGGAGGAGGCGGGCAUCAUCCGGAUGCUGGAGUUUGGCAGCCACCUGGAUCUGGAGCGCAUGCAAGCCACCCUCCCGCUGGACAACAUCUCCUACCGCAGGGAGUCCGCCAUCUGA
Messenger RNA from Eubalaena glacialis (North Atlantic right whale), 1338 nucleotides. RefSeq names its product potassium inwardly rectifying channel subfamily J member 4 (gene KCNJ4). NCBI's taxonomy places the organism in Eukaryota, Metazoa, Chordata, Mammalia, Artiodactyla, Balaenidae. The transcript has a single exon. The coding region runs from base 1 to 1338 and encodes 445 amino acids. The record is from RefSeq and is a predicted model, not a curated record. Gene Ontology annotation, biological process: potassium ion import across plasma membrane; regulation of monoatomic ion transmembrane transport. Gene Ontology annotation, cellular component: plasma membrane. Gene Ontology annotation, molecular function: inward rectifier potassium channel activity.